GGAUACUUAAGGCGCGGCUACCGCGGCUGCGGCAGUGCGCCCAACAGCGGACUCCGAGAGACCAGCGGACCUCGGAUCCGGCAGCACUCGCUCUCAACCACCAACCCACCACCCUUGGAACCAUGGCGGCAGUGGCGGCAGCCUCGGCUGAACUGCUCAUCAUCGGCUGGUACAUUUUCCGCGUGCUGCUGCAGGUGUUCCUGGAAUGCUGCAUUUACUGGGUAGGAUUCGCUUUUCGAAAUCCUCCAGGGACACAGCCCAUUGCGAGAAGUGAGGUGUUCAGGUACUCCCUGCAGAAGCUGGCCUACACCGUGUCGAGAACCGGGCGGCACGUGCUGGGAGAGCGCCGCCAGCGGGCCCCCAACUGAGGCUCCAGCCCCCACCCCUGGGCGGCCGUGUCACCAGGUGCUCCUGUGCAAUUCCACCAGCAUGGGAGCCAGUGCCGCACAGGAAUGGGGCGUCCCCUGUGCCCUCUCGCCAGAGGAGCACUUGCCAAGGUCAGUGAGGGGCUGGUAGGCCCCUGGAGAAGCAGCACCGACAAUGACGACAAUACCAGAUUUCCUUCCCCACCCCUUUGCACCCAUCCCGCUGCCGCCGGUGGCAUAGAGGGAGGAGGGGGGAAUGGAGGCUGUAGACCCCUGAGAUCUGGGCACAGGGAACACAUUCUGAUCUGGACCAAGUCGGGACAGCGCCAAUCAAGCCCGGCAGCCACGGCCAUGCCAGCAGGCCACACCACAGACAUCCAGACACCCACACCAGCCAGCAGAAUGGACAGUUCAACAUCACCAGCUGAAGCCCUGAAUCUUGGUGCAGCAGACAAGUGACAACUGCGUGCCUGUGUGGUGGGACUAGAGGGCGAGGGUGAGGGAGGAGGGUUAAGAAGCAGAGAGGGGCCCUCUCACUGUCCCUUGCCUACGGCGCAUACAUUCCAGCCUUGCUGCCUUUGCUCCUUCAAUUCCCCUUUCCCCCCACUCCCACCCAAAAGAAAUGCAUCACUCAAUUUGGACCUACUGAACAAGAAGACAAAUCCCAUCUUUACCAAAACACCUUCUCCAAGCCCCCAGCCCCUCACUGAUCUUGCAUCCCCCAGGUCUCACGCAAUUGUGGUCAAUAUUGUGGUAAUCGCUAACUGUAAUGACUGUAUAAGUGUGCAUUAGUUGUGUCUCCCCGGCUAGAUUGUAAGCUCCUGGAGGACAGGGACCGCCUCUACAAAAAAUAAAAAAAGUACCUCCCCCGUCUUGCAGUGUCCCAGGACCCUGCGGGGCGGUGGAGGCGCACCAAAAA
This is a messenger RNA of Phacochoerus africanus (Common warthog), 1284 nucleotides long. RefSeq names its product neuronatin (gene NNAT). Gene Ontology annotation, cellular component: cytoplasm. Gene Ontology annotation, biological process: brain development; positive regulation of insulin secretion. The record is from RefSeq and is a predicted model, not a curated record. The transcript has 3 exons. The coding region runs from base 123 to 368 and encodes 81 amino acids. NCBI's taxonomy places the organism in Eukaryota, Metazoa, Chordata, Mammalia, Artiodactyla, Suidae.